CAUCCUAAGCCCUUUCUUAAAAAAAAUUCUUUACCAUCGUUUUUAAUUAAAAAUGAUUCAAAUUCAAUCUCGUUACUGACUAUUAAUUUUGCAUCAUAUUGCUAAAAGUAAAAACGAUAAUCGAUCAUAAGAUGGCCAAAUAGCCAAAUCUCAUUGGAUAAACAUAAUUUGACAUAAGAGAGUUUCAACGUUAACUUAAAAAUUUGCAACAUACACUGACACAAAUCUAUAAGAAGCAAGGAUAGUGAAGAAUCUAUCACUAUACGCAUCAGCAAAAGAGCAGAGAAGAGAGGCAACAUAGAAACGAAACCAGCCCAAGUGUUUACUGUAUUGCUGCUCAUGAAUUACUCAUCUUCACUACAUUUGUUAGAUAUGUUACUUAGAGCAUGUGCAUUGCAGGAUCUUAACACUAAUUCUUAGCCUUAUAAGCAAUUAAAUUAAAUGGGAAAAAAGGGAUUUACGUAAGAGCUGAGUCUUAAUUAAGCGCAGGAAGCACCGGGUCUUUGGGACGCGUGGCGAGACGUGAUACGCCGUUUGUCUUGAGAGAAAACAAAAGCCGAACCGUUUUGUCUUUGUUUUUUUUUCUCUUCGACGAAAGAGAGAGGAGGUGAGAUGGAGGAUGAAUCUCGGCGGUGGUUCUGAUCGAUGUCUGAGCGUCGGUGGUUCUGAUCGAGGAAGAAUCUCGGUUACUCUCCUCGACGAAAUCCGGUGGAUCUCCUCGUCGAUUCUCGCUGGCUCCCCUCGACGAAUCUCAGUGGCUAAGGUUGAAGAAAUCACGGCGGCUAUCCUCGAUGGAUAAAAUCCGUGGAUCUCCCCGAAGAUAAAAAUCUCCAGUUGUUGGUGAUUGCAAUCGAAAGUAAUAUAUUUAGGAGAUACGGCGGGUUGAUUUCUUCUCUCAAAAAAAUCAAAGAAGGAACCGAAGCAAGUUCCUGGAAAAAUUCUUUCUUUCUUCAGAAGGAAGAACUUCAAUGUUAAAAUCAAAGGUUCGAACUUUAUGUUAUGGUUCCAAAUUUCUUAAGCUCGAUUCAAAGGUUGAGAAUUUUGUCUGGGACCGUUUUGACUUCAAUUCUUAACUUGGACUGCGUUUAUUUACUGACAUUGUUGUUGGAUUGUGCAAGGAGAGGAGAAGCUGCUCUGCUCACGUUCUGUACAGCGAGGAGAUAAAGGAUAAGGAGACAUGCUACGGAGAGAUGAUAAGGAGACAUGAGACACAAUGCGUUAAACAAUUGCAAGAGAGGUAAACAUUAAUUUCUCUUUGAUCCUUGUUUGAACUGAAGCUUGUGUAAUAAAUGUGUUGGUUAGGGAUAGAUUACGGUUGUCUUAGUAAUAAAUAGAAGUUAUGGUUUAGGGUGAUAAAUGUGUUAGCUUUGUGUCAAGUCUAUGGGUUGUGAUGAAUGUGUAUAGAUAUAUGUCAAAUCCCUUCUUAAACGCAUUGCUUCUGUUUUCAUCUAUUAAAAGCAUUGCUUCCGUUUUCUUCUUAUUCAUUAACAACUCUUUGAUUUUCUCUUCCAUCUAUAGCACCUUCCUUCCUUUUGUUCUUCUAUUUCUCUUGUCUUUCACACAAUCGAAAAUGAAAUUUAAUCCAUUUACGAGUGGACCAAAAUUUGUUGAUCUUCUCCAAAGUCAACAAAGUAUAUUUGGUUCAUCCGAAGUUCCUGUAUAUGGAACUCCACACUCUGUCGGUUCAGUGAGUGUUGUAGAGGGCAAAGAACGGAGGGCAUGGACGCCUGCAGAUGACAUUUUGCUCAUCAGUGCCUGGCUCAACACGAGCAAAGACCCAGUCGUGGGUAAUGAGCAAAGAUCAGGCGCAUUCUGGAAAAGAAUUGCGGCCUACUUUGCGGCAAGCCAGAAAGCUGAAGGGUCCAAACCGAGAGAGUCGACGCACUAUAAGCAGCGGUGGCAAAAGAUCAACGACCUCGUCUGCAAGUUUUGUGGCUCGUAUGAAGCUGCAACAAGGGAGAAGACCAGCGGACAAAAUGAAACUGAUGUCCUAAAAAAAGCGCAUGAGAUCUUCUACAACAACCAUCAAAAGAAGUUCAAUCUCGAGCAUGCAUGGAUGGAGCUCCGAAACGAUCAGAAAUGGUGCGACCUUUCAAGCUCAAAACUGAAGAGGAAGGUGGCCGAUGCUGGAGCUGAAACUGAAGCUGAUGAAUGCACCAGUCGUCCACCAGGUGUAAAGGCAGCUAAGGCACGUGGUAAGAAGGCAGCAGUUGUGGAGAAGGGGGUGGCAGCCUUAGAGUCACUUUGGACCAUCAAACAGGCUGAUCUAGCCUCUAAAGAAAGGCUCUCCAAGAUGGCUCUGCUUGACAGGCUUAUUGCAAAAGAAGGACCACUGAAUGAGCGUGAGGAAGCGCUAAAGACCAGGCUGAUAGAUGAAUUGUUGGUUGUUUGAGUUUAAGUUUGAGUCUGUUUGUUGGAUUGUUGGCUGCUUGCGUUAUGAAUUGAGUCUGUUUGUUGUUCUGUUUCAUCGAGUCUUAAGUGGUAAUGUAGUUCUAGUUGUUUGUUGUUCUGUUUCAAGUGGUUUGAAGUUGUUACAUGUUCUUGUUCUGUUUGAAAUGUAUUGUUGUCUUGUUGAAAUGAACGUGUGUUGUUGUUGAGUUUAAGUUUGAGUAUGUUUGUUGUAUUGUUCUUUUUUUUUUCAGGUGAGAGACUGUACUUUGGGACAGAGACGUGUGUGUGUCUGUGGUGCAGAUUGUGAGUGGAAGGGUCACGAGAGUGAGUAUGUUGUAUCACGAGAUAUGUGUGUGUGUUUCUGGUGCAAUCUUGUAUCACGAGAGAGAGAGAGUGAAGUACUAUUGUUUUGUAUUCUUCUAUCACGAGAGAGAGAGUGAUGUACUCUUGUUUCAGUUUGUUCACGAGAUAUGUACUAUUGUUUUGUAAUGUUCUAUCACGAGAGACAGUCUUGUAGUCUAAUUAGAAUCACACACACUUAUAAAUUGUUAUCUAGUGUCACCA
Molecule: messenger RNA, 2955 nt
Organism: Brassica napus (rape)
Lineage: Eukaryota; Viridiplantae; Streptophyta; Magnoliopsida; Brassicales; Brassicaceae
Product: glutathione S-transferase T3-like
Exons: 3
Coding region: 1391-2392 (333 amino acids)
Source: RefSeq, a predicted model, not a curated record